Messenger RNA from Penicilliopsis zonata CBS 506.65, 1437 nucleotides. RefSeq lists its product as hypothetical. The transcript has a single exon. NCBI's taxonomy places the organism in Eukaryota, Fungi, Ascomycota, Eurotiomycetes, Eurotiales, Aspergillaceae. Gene Ontology annotation, molecular function: glucosylceramidase activity. The coding region runs from base 1 to 1437 and encodes 478 amino acids. Gene Ontology annotation, biological process: sphingolipid metabolic process. The record is from RefSeq and is a predicted model, not a curated record.
AUGAAGCAGAUACCCUCUCCCAGACUGUUGUUGCUGUGCCUCGGCGCGCUAACAAACUGGGCGCUGGCAGCCACGCCGUCCGUGUCCGUUUCAGUGAAUCCCUCGAUCCAAUUCCAGGAGGUGGACGGGUUCGGAUGCUCCGAGGCCUUCCAGCGCGCUGAGGAUGUGCUGGGCAAGGACGGUCUGCCGCCCGUCAACCAGACACUCGUUCUGAACCUCCUCUUUGAUCAGACCGUCGGAGCCGGGUUCACCAUCUUGCGAAAUGGCAUUGGUUCCAGCAAUAACUCGGCGAGCAACCUGAUGAACUCGAUCGAGCCGUUUCCUCCGUCCGAUAGCAGUCCCUCCUCGCCGCCGCACUACGUAUGGGAUGGCUAUGACAGCGGUCAAUUCCCGCUGGCGGAACAGGCAUACCAGCGCGACUUGCAGAGUCUCUACGCCAAUGCCUGGUCCGCUCCAGGCUAUAUGAAGACCAACCAUGACGAGAAUUACGGCGGUUAUAUCUGUGGAGUGGCCAAUACGUCGUGUUCCACCGGUGACUGGAUGCAGGCGUAUGCCAACUACCUCAUCCAAUACGUUCGCUUCUACCACGAGGCUGGAGUUAAGGUCACGCACCUGGGGUUCUUAAACGAACCACAGUAUGCGGCCGACUACGCCAGCAUGUUGUCGAGCGGGGCCCAGGCGGCCGACUUCAUCCGCGUGCUCGCCAAAACAGUCAAGGAGUCCGGCUUCGAGCUGCAGUUGACCUGCUGCGAUGGAAUCGGCUGGGAUGACCAAGAAGCAAUGCUGCCUGGCCUGCAUGCAGGACCGGACCCGGCCAUCCAGUACCUGUCAGUCCUCACGGGCCAUGGAUACGAUUCGCCGCCAUCGUAUCCGCUCAGCACGGCGCAUAAGACCUGGUUGACUGAGUGGGCCGAUCUGACGGGAGACUACACCCCAUACACCUUCUACCAAGAUGGAGGCCAGGGAGAAGGGUUGACCUGGGCAAGCCGCAUUCAAGUGGCCUUUACCCAGGCCAACACCAGCGCCUUCUUGUAUUGGAUUGGCGCCGAGAACUCGACCACCAACAGCCCGCUCAUCAACUUGCUCGACGGUGUGGUCGUGCCCUCCAAGCGGUUUUACGCUUUUGCCCAGUUCAGUCGCUUCGUCAGGCCAGGUGCCCGGCGCGUCGAGGCGGCCAGCUCCAACCCCGUCGUCACGGUGAGUGCGUUCCGAAAUCAGGAUGGCACCCUCGCCACCCAGGUCAUCAACAAUGCCACGAGUUCAUACGAAAUCGACGUCAAGGUUGACGGGCUCGAGACUGGCGUUUCGGUGCAGCCCUAUCUCACCAACAAUGAGUACGACUUGGAGCCUCUCGCAGAGAUUCGGACCACGGAAAAUGGUACAUUCAAGGGAAGAGUGCCGGCUCGAUCCAUGAUCAGCUUCGUCGCUAGUAGAUAA